CACUGGCACUGGAAGUGGCACACUGGGUCCAUUGAUUCGGAUGAUACCCGCCUACAGUGAGACCUGGACCAAUGGGUGUCUGUGUGGUACCUGUGUGAGGCUCCAUUGAGACUUUACUAGAGGCUUUUACUGUGGUUGGCACUGAGCCGAGGACACUUGGUGGGACAGAGGAGUCGGGUUGACUUUUAACAUCACAUUUGAAAUACGUUGUGUGUGUGUUUUUACUCAUCAAACAUGGACCGACCGAGCCUCCGUAGACUGUUUUCUGCCUGUGAUGUGAACAAAUCGGGUAAAAUCGAGUUCGAGGACUUCACCGCUGUCUGUCGCGAGCUCAACGUCCCCGAGACUCACAUCAGAACUCUCUUCGACAAGUUCGACGCGGACGAGGACGGGUACAUCGACUACAGCCGGUUUUCGUCCCGGUUUCAGGAGGUCUCAGAGACUUUGGACUUGGCGGCUCUUGGAGCUGGGUCGUCCCCAAACCAGGGCUCACCAUGGGAGGACUUUGUAGGCAGGACAGAUGCGGCGGCUCUCCUCUCAGACAGUCUCAGGGAGCAGCUGGCUGAUCUUUACCAGGCCAUUCACUCCUCUGCAAACACGACACUGCUGCAACAGUAUGAAGAAAUCAUCCACUCUCUGAUCAGUCAAAGCCUGGACAACAGACUAGAGUGUGAACAGCUGGAGACCAGUAUAAAGCGAGCUGAGGAGAUGAACAACAGUCAGCUGGCAGAACUGGAGGACGAUAUACAACAGCAGCUUGCCAGAACGGAGGAGAGGGUGAGAGACGAGGAGCGCAGGAAGAUGGAAGGAGUCAUGACGACCAUGCAGAGGAAGCACGAGAACGAGGUUGCAGACCUGCGUGCAGCUGUGGACAGACUGUUAAAGCAUGUCCCUGACCCCUUUGGAGGGACACCAGAGGAACCUUUGAGUCUCCAUAAGAGUGUCCAGCUGAGCAGGCUCUGUGCUGCCAUGGCGUGCCGUACCGUUAAGCCUGCAGCAAGGCCGAUGGCAGCAUCCAGCAGCUCCAUGGGCCAAACCAGCCAUGCUGGCAGAAUCACAGGGGCUGGAAAAACUCCCCCGCCACUGAGUCCAGAUGGACAGAUAAUGGGAAAGAGAGCUGCGUGA
Molecule: messenger RNA, 1125 nt
Organism: Epinephelus lanceolatus (giant grouper)
Lineage: Eukaryota; Metazoa; Chordata; Actinopteri; Perciformes; Serranidae
Source: RefSeq, a predicted model, not a curated record